This is a messenger RNA of Varanus komodoensis (Komodo dragon), 1913 nucleotides long. RefSeq names its product F2R like trypsin receptor 1 (gene F2RL1). Lineage: Eukaryota; Metazoa; Chordata; Lepidosauria; Squamata; Varanidae. The record is from RefSeq and is a predicted model, not a curated record. Gene Ontology annotation, biological process: phospholipase C-activating G protein-coupled receptor signaling pathway; blood coagulation; thrombin-activated receptor signaling pathway. Gene Ontology annotation, cellular component: membrane. The transcript is spliced from 2 exons. Gene Ontology annotation, molecular function: thrombin-activated receptor activity. Bases 39 to 1208 code for a protein of 389 amino acids.
GUCCGUCGCAGCCGCCCAGCGAGACUCGUGUCGCGGCGAUGGGGCGCGCGAGCUGGGCUUGGCCCCGGAGCCUGGUCUUGGCUGGCGCUCUGGCGCUCGGGUCUGCUACAGUGAGAAAUGAAACCUUCACAAAAGGAAGAAGUUUUAUUGGACAUAAAACCAAUGCAAGCAAUACCUCUAGAGCAAUGUACCAAAUAGAUGAAUUCGCAACCCAAGUCCUUACUGGGAAGUUGACUACAGUUUUCCUGCCCAUUGUUUACAUUGUCGUAUUCAUAGUUGGCUUACCAAGCAAUGCAAUGGCCCUCUGGGUCUUCUUCUUGAGAACAAAGAAGAAGCACCCAGCAGUGAUCUAUAUGGCUAACUUGGCCCUGGCAGAUCUCCUCUUUGUGGUUUGGUUCCCUCUGAAGAUUGCGUAUCAUAUUAAUGGCAACAACUGGAUCUAUGGGGAAGGCCUGUGCAAAGUCCUUGUUGGGUUCUUCUACGGAAACAUGUACUGCUCCAUUCUUUUCAUGACAUGCCUCAGUGUUCAAAGGUACUGGGUCAUUGUGAACCCCAUACUGCAUUCAAGGAAGAAAUCGGAAAUCGCCAUCGGAAUUUCAGCUGCAAUAUGGAUCCUGAUUCUACUCGGAACCAUUCCAUUAUAUAUUCCUACCCAAACUGUUUCUAUAGCUAACCUCAACAUCACCACUUGUCACGAUGUUUUGCCUCAUGCACUUUUGGCCAAUGACAUGUAUAGCUACUUCCUCUCUCUAGCUAUUGGAGUCUUCUUAUUCCCAGCCAUUCUGACAGCUGUUUCCUACAUCCUCAUGAUAAAGACUUUGAAUGCUUCCAUUACAGAUGUAAACAUCGGGAAGAAGCGCAAAAGAGCUAUCAAGCUCAUUAUUACGGUGCUUUCCAUGUACUUGAUAUGCUUUGUGCCCAGCAAUGUUCUGCUUGUGGUGCACUAUGCCCAAAUCAAAACCUAUGGUAACAGUAGGAUAUACGCAUCGUACAUCACAGCACUGUGCCUUUCUACUCUAAACAGCUGCAUCGAUCCAUUCAUCUAUUACUUUGUUUCGAAAGACUUUAGGGAUAACCUGAAAAACGCUCUCCUCUGUAGAAGUGUGCGUACUACGAAGAGGAUGCAAGUCUCCCUUUCUUCAAACCGAUACCCAAAGAAAACACCCUCUUAUUCCUCCAGUUCAAACACAACAAAAUCAACUUACUAAAUUUGUGUGUGAGAGGCAGGAAUGCUUGGACUCGCACUGGCAAAGUUUCAUGUAUUUUUAAAAUGGAACUCAUAACCAAAUUUGCUUCAUAGCAGAGCUCUGCCAGAACUGACAAACUGCUGUCUUUUUUCAAAUGGCACAUGCUGAAGGCUUUUAGAAAAAGAAAGGUAACAGAAAACAUGAUAUAGGUACUAUUUUUAAUCAUAUGUGCACCUGUGUCAGAUUUUGUUUUUACAGAGUAAUUAGUCAAUUGACAAGGUAAAUGCUGACAAUCAAAAAUGGGUUGCUAGUAAAACCCAGGUCUACAUUAUAAAAAGGUAGUGACAGACUUAAGUAAUAGCUGAUCUUUAUGUAACAGUUCAAUGAUUUGAGUCUUGAGGGCCAUGCUCUGUGUUUGUGAGACGAGCCCUGUCUUACAACAUAUGCGCAGGAGUAUGUAAACUAAUCAUUCCUGUUUGUCAAAUCUGUUUAUUGCCUCUCUGGAAUGCAAGGAGGCCCUGCAAUACUGUAUUAUGGAUAUUCAUGUGCCUGUACUUUGCACUGAUAAGUAUACCCUCCCUCUCUCCCUCCCUCUCUCAGAUGUGAAUAUGGAACAUGACUAUUAUGCAAUGUUAAUGUAGUUUGCAAGUGUGUGUAUUUUGGAAAAUAACAGUUGUACUUUGCAGCAAUAUUAUAAACUUUUUAUAAAGAGUUACUUUUGAUAUA